Molecule: messenger RNA, 3668 nt
Organism: Sphaeramia orbicularis (orbiculate cardinalfish)
Lineage: Eukaryota; Metazoa; Chordata; Actinopteri; Kurtiformes; Apogonidae
Product: rap guanine nucleotide exchange factor 4-like
Exons: 30
Coding region: 220-3210 (996 amino acids)
Biological process (GO): Ras protein signal transduction
Cellular component (GO): plasma membrane
Molecular function (GO): guanyl-nucleotide exchange factor activity
Source: RefSeq, a predicted model, not a curated record
GUGUCCCUCAGAAAAGCCCAUUAACGCAGACUGACACUAGUCAUCUGCAUGCUGUGAUGAAGGCAGCAUCAGCCAGUGGUUGAGAGAGGCAGCUCCGAGCAGAGGGGCGGGGAGGGGGCGCAGCCGGAGCUUACAUUCAUUAACGACCACCGACAACCGGGAAGCCUCCUCCGGCAGCAGAGACGCGUUCACGGACAGACGGACACACAACCGGGGAAGAUGGUCGCGGUGCAGACGUCCCCUAAUCUGUCUCCAUCGGCGGAGUGGAUCUGCUGUUUGGAUAAAAGGCCUUCAGAGCGUUCAGGAGAAGAUGUGGACAUCAUUCUGACCAGACUGAGAGAGGUCAAAGCCUUCCAGAGGUUCCCUCCACCACUGCUACUGCAGAUAUGUGCCACUGCCUUCUAUGAAUGCCUGGAGAAAGGCAUCACAUUGUUUCGACAAGGUGAUAUAGGCACCAGCUGGUAUGCUGUCCUGUCCGGUUCCCUGGAUGUCAAAGUGUCAGAAACAGCCAACCACCAAGAUGCAGUCACCAUCUGCACUUUGGGGAUUGGUACGGCGUUUGGGGAGUCCAUCCUGGAUAACACACCCCGCCAUGCUACCAUUGUCAGUAGAGAGACCAGUGAACUGCUGCGCAUCGAACAGAGGGAGUUCAAGAGCCUCUGGGAGAAGUAUCGACAGAGCCUGGCUGGACUUUUGGCCCCUCCUUAUGGAGCUAUGGAGAGUGGAUCCAACAAUGACAGACUCACAGAUAAAGACAACAUGAACUCAGACUCUGCAAACAAAGUUCACAACAAGAUUCCCUCAGAAAAGCUACAGAGAGCAGGGAAGGUUCUUCGCAAUGCCAUCCUGUCCAGAGCCCCACACAUGAUUCGAGACAGGAAGUACCACCUGAAGACGUACAGACAAUGCUGCGUCGGUACAGAGCUGGUGGACUGGCUGGUGUUGCAGAGUGCCUGUGUUCUCACUCGGUCCCACGCUGUUGGGAUGUGGCAGGCGCUGCUAGAAGAAGGAGUCCUUAACCAUGUGGAUCAGGAGCUGGGUUUCCAGGACAAGUACCUGUUCUACCGUUUUCUUGAUGAUGAGGAGGAGGACACACCCUUGCCUAGUGAGGACGAGAAGAGGGAGAGUGAGGAAGAGCUGCCGGAGACCAUCCUCUUCCUCGCUCAGAUCGGCCCGGACGCACUGCUGCGCAUGAUCCUCAGGAAAUCGCCUGGUCAGAGGACAGGGGAUGACCUCGAGAUCAUCUACGAUGAGCUGCUUCACAUCAAGGCCUUAGCUCACCUCUCCAACACUGUGAAGAGGGAACUGGCGAGUGUUGUGAUCUUCGAGUCACAUGCAAAAGCUGGAACCGUGUUGUUCAACCAGGGAGAGGAGGGCACAUCAUGGUACAUCAUCCAGAAGGGCUCCGUUAACGUGGUUAUAUAUGGCAAGGGUGUGGUUUGUACGCUGCAUGAGGGUGAUGACUUCGGGAAGUUGGCCCUGGUUACAGAUUCGCCCCGUGCUGCUUCCAUCGUGCUAAGAGAGGACAACUGCCACUUCCUUCGUGUGGAUAAGGAGGACUUCAACAGGAUACUCAGGGAUGUGGAAGCCAACACAGUGCGUUUAAAAGAGCACGAACAAGCUGUGCUGGUGUUGGAAAAGAGUCCACGCGCCUCCACACUUGGAAGCAUCAAGUACACUGUGAUAUCAGGAACACCAGAGAAGAUUCUUGAUCACUUUCUGGAGGCUAUGAGGAUGGACAUACAUCACAGUGAACCCGACCCUGCAGUGGAUGAUUUUGCCCUCAUGCAUUGUGUCUUCAUGCCAAACAGCCAGCUGUGCCCUCUGCUCAUGGCGCACUACCAUGCUGCGUCUCCGCCUGGGUCUGAGCAGGAGAGGUUGGAAUACGCAGUCAACAGUAAGAGGAGGGCCCUCAUUCUGACCCUCCGCUGGGCUAGUGUACACACAUACCUGAUACAAGAGGAGCCUGCUACAGUUUCCUUCUUGGAGGAGUUGUAUGGGAGUUUAUCCAAUGAUUCCCGGAUGCUCAGAGCCCUGAAAGACUUGGUUCCUGACCUGGAGAAAAUAGUGAAAUUACAUUCAGAAGAAGCCAAAUCCAUAAAAAAGAAGACCCUAAUACGACAGUUCAGCAACGGGGAGGAAAGGCUUCAGAAGAAACAGCCCAUUAGGAAUCAAGAUGACAUCCUACUAAAGGUGUACUGCAGUGAUCACACAUAUACCACCAUCCGGGUCGCCGUGGCUGCAACAGGAAGGGAAGUGAUCAGCGCUGUGACAGACAAACUUGGCACCACUGACGAGCUCCUACUGGUCCACCUCAACUCUGCUGGAGAAAAAGAAAUCCUGAAGCCUAAUGACGUGUCAGUAUUUUCCACUCUGAGCAUCAACGGACGAUUGUUUGCAUGUCCUCGAGACCAGCUCAGCGGUCUGACUCCCCUUCCAGACCAGGAGGGCCCCACUGCAGGCUCUAUGUCAACAUUUGAGUUGAUGAGCUCUAAGGACUUGGCUUAUCAAAUGACCAUGUUUGACUGGGAGCUCUUCAGCUGUGUCCAUGAGCAUGAGUUGCUCUACCACACAUUUGGCCGGCAGAGCUUCAGAAGGACCACGGCCAACCUGGACCUUUUCCUGCGGAGAUUCAACCAGGUCCAGUUGUGGGUGGUCACUGAGGUGUGUCUAUGUGGACAACUGAGCAAGAGAGUCCAGCUCCUCAAGAAGUUCAUUAAGAUAGCAGCACAUUGUCGGGAAUUUAAGAACCUGAAUUCUUUCUUUGCCAUCAUCAUGGGGAUGAGUAACCCUGCUGUCAGCAGGCUGAGCCAGACAUGGGAGAAACUCCCCACCAAGUUUAAGAAGUUCUAUGCUGAGUUUGAGAGCAUGAUGGACCCAUCUAGAAACCACCGGUCCUACCGACUUACUGUUACCAAACUGGAACCGCCAAUCAUCCCCUUUAUGCCCCUUCUCCUUAAAGAUAUGACGUUUACACACGAGGGCAACAAGACGUUCAUUGAUAAUAUGGUCAACUUUGAGAAAAUGCGUAUUAUAGCCAACACGAUUCGACAAGUGAGGCAUUGUAGAAGCCAACCGUUCAAUCCCGACAUAUGCCAGCCCAAUAAGAACCAAGCAGAGGUGCGUGGUUACGUCAGGAAGCUCUGUGUGAUCGACAACCAGAGGGCGCUGACACAGCUCUCCUACAGGCUGGAGCCUCGACGGACGUGAGCCUCGUAUCUUCCACCACCGUCGCCUUCUGUGUGACAUUAGCAUAAAACAACCACACAUUACCUGGAUAAAAAUAACUCAACACCACUGGAUGUUCGGUAGCAAUUCACAGUGACUAUUCCAGACUUCGAAUCAAGGACUCAUACUGUGCCAUUAAAGCCUCUAUUUCCCGGACAGACAGACAUUGUUCUGCUGCUGUUGUCGCUGUGUCUCAGCCCCAGACUAAUACUGUACUAGUUGUUGCUGUUUCGGACCUGUUAGAUAGAACUGUAAUGUAUAGAACUUGAUUCAAUAUCCUGCAUGACUGAACUUCAUAGGCUUUGUGUUCUAUACAGUGGAUUUCUAUCUGAGUGUCCUGUAAUGUUGUGCAACCCCCCAAAACGAGCCCUAGUUUACAAUAUUCUACUUCUGUAAAACAAACUUUACUCUCCUGAUCAUCAUACUCAUAGACACCACAG